Molecule: messenger RNA, 3974 nt
Organism: Orbicella faveolata
Lineage: Eukaryota; Metazoa; Cnidaria; Anthozoa; Scleractinia; Merulinidae
Product: QRFP-like peptide receptor
Biological process (GO): G protein-coupled receptor signaling pathway
Cellular component (GO): plasma membrane
Molecular function (GO): G protein-coupled receptor activity
Source: RefSeq, a predicted model, not a curated record
AAAAUUAGAAGCAAUUUUUUGUUAGCAAUCGUACAUGUCGGAAAUGAAAAUCUGAGCAAGAAAGUCGUUCAAAGUUCACGAAUCAAUUAAUUCUAGACUGACACAACUGGUUUGAGAGAGAGAUCAAUCUUUAUUUAUGAGGUUUAAUUAAAAUCUCCUACGGUCCUUAAAUUAUACGAAAUUCUUACGUCGCAAGACAAAACUCAAAGAGAGUUGUACGUUGCCGGAGGAAUAAACAAACAAAGUUCUCAAAUGCACCCUUUAAUCUGUUAGGAUGUUUGGAAAAGACUUCUCACAACGUCGAAUAUGUUAUUGGUGAGGUAUACAAAGAAACAGUUGGUAGAGCUCAGAGGCCAAGACGAAAUCAAUGUUUGCUCAUACCUUGUUUUGUCUGCAGAUAACUGUUUUCUAUAGCAGGAAUAUAAAGUGUUAUAUAUAGUCAAUGGGUUUUUCGCAUAAAAACUCGAAACCUUUGGAACAAGGCCAAGCUAAGGGUUUGUUACAGAAGUUGUUAAUUACAGUUAUCAUUUUCUUUUAUUUUUUUUUGAAAUUCGCAAGUGGCUUCGACAUUUACAUAUCACGGCUUUCCGAAUUGUGCAUAAAGGCAAACAUGUCUACCACAAUUUCAUUAUGCCGAGAAAUCAGUUUAAAAAGUUCCUUUAAUUACAGGUAACCAAUGCUGGGAGGGCUACCAAUAGAAACUGUUCUGUGGCAAGAACUGGCAGAAAAGCGACAUCCCACUUAAUAACACCGUACAACUUCACAAGAAUACGACUCUUCAAAUUACUGCCAUAAUUUCACGGGUCAUCUCUGCUGGCCAAAGCCUACAGCUUUUUGACCACAAGAGCAUAAACUACAGCAAAUGGAGUGAUACUGAGUUCUUCAAACGACGAGCGCUACAGCCGUCAGUGUGAUGGACAAGAAUGUCACUGGCCCGGUCUCACCGACCGAGAGUGGUAACUUUAUCGAGCCUGCGCCAAUGCGAUGGACUCUUCGUUUGAUAUUUAUCAUCGUUUUUAUUGUAGGAGUUAUCGGCAACUCUGUGGUCUGUGUGGCAGUCAUUCGACGCAAACGAAUGCGGACAAGCAAUAACAUUUUCACGUUCAAUCUCGCUCUUUGUGAUUUGCUCAACGUCCUGAUCUUCCUUCCGACGCAAAUGGCCGCUUUUGAGAAUGAUCACAAUUGGGCGACAGGAGACUUUAUGUGCCAUUUUACUUAUAUCCUUGUUCCACUGUGCUUAUCUGCAUCCAUCGGCACGCUUCUGGCAAUAACAAGCGAUAGAUACAGAGCCAUCGCUUUUCCCAUGAAACCACGACUAAGCGGCAAAAAGGUCAAGAUCAUUUUGGCAAUCAUCUGGAUCACUUCCCUAUUAAUCUGCUCUCCCUUGAUUUUUGUCGCUGGGGAGCAAAGACCUGCACCCGGGAAAGUUUACUGCGACGAGGAAUGGCCAGAACCUAUAUACGCCAAGAUUUAUUGGAAUUUUAUUUUUGUGAUCCAAUACGUUCUGCCCCUGGCAAUCAUAGUGGUUUUAGCUGUACUAAUCGCGGUUAAGAUUCGACAGAACAAUGCCAUGCAAAUGCUUCCGAAGAGUUCUCAAGUCAUUGCGGCUGCCGUCCGGCAAAGGAUGAAACAGACGUCAAAAAUAACCAACAUGCUUAUCGCUCUUGUAAUACUGUACGCAGUUUGUAUGCUUCCACAACACAUUGUUUUCUUAUGGUUUACCUAUGGCAACUUGGCAGGGUCGAAGUACUUCAUAUAUGUUCUUCGAUUUGCAAACGUUUUUCCAAUGGCGAAUAGCGCGCUGAAUCCCAUCGCAUACGGAACGCUAAAUAAAGAGUUUAAGAAAGUGUUUAAAAGUUUCUUUAACUGCGAGUGUCAUAAAACGGACACGGAUGUUUACAAAUCUUCUCCUAAAGCAAUCAAUAGAAUUCGAACAGGGAAGUUCAGAUUAGCAGUUUAUAAACGUGCCAACGAUUCAGAGAACUCUAGUUCCGAGACUGAAAAAAGGAGUCGGAAGUCGAGCCCUGAUGAUGUCGCUUCUUCAGUGAAAAGGAAGACAAUGCCCAAGUGGAAGAAAAAUGACGAUCAAGAAAUGAAAGAUCGAACAGCUGUUCCCAAUGGCUACUCGACACUGUCUAAAAACAAUACAAAGUCUAGUACGCUUUCGCACGGCUCGUCAAAAUGUAACGGUGAGGACGAACAGCGAAAUAUUACCCAUAUUCCUACAAAAGCGGAUUAUUCUCGUUUUCAGCAGCCACCUGAACACACUCGGAAGGAAGAAGAAGAGCAAUUAUUGUUAAAUAACGGGAUGAGCUCUGAAUAUGACGGAGAUGAAAGUGCUUCUUUUUCAGAUGAACAUGCGGAGCUGAAGACACAAGCACAAAACCAAAAGACUUUAAAAGAGACUACAGCACACCGCGAUGCUAAUAUAUAUGGUAAAGAGCUUGACUCGAACAAACUGCAUUCAAAAGAGAAUUUAAAAACUCAGUUGUUGACAAAGGAUGAUUUUGAAAAUGACUCCUUCAUGAAUUGCUGGGUUGAGGUGAACAAAAUAGACAAAAAACUGCUUUCUUACUUAAGUUCUUUAAAGGAAACAGAUCUCUAGAGUAUCUUCGCAAAGGAAAUUUGUUCAGUUUUUACCAGAUAGUACCCUUCGCUAAUUAAAAUGCAGUUUCGCUCCCGUGGUGGAAACUAAUAACAAGUCUAGCCUUGUGUAAACACGGUCCACCAAAUCUACGUUUUUAUUGACUGAAAAAUCUAAAGGGUCACUUUAAAAUUUUAAAUAAACUUUUUUAUAUUCAAGCUCAAAACAAAGAGAGCCGAAUGACAGGCACGCGAAAGGAAAAGUUGCUCUGUUUAAUAGUUUGGAUUAAUUAUAACGAACAAUACAACUGAAGUCAAAAAAAGAGAAUAUAUAGACGGAAUCUGUCGCGGUUUACUGGCAUAGUCAGUGCUUCACUCGCCUGUCUAGUCUCGAAUUAUUCCACAAUUCGGAAUGAUUUCAAGGAACAGCAGUUUCAUUUCCUUGAUGUUGGUCAAAACAUGUUUAUGUGUAAGCUAUAAUUAAGUUAUUAUUUCGCGUAAGUGACCAAGCGAGAUGUUAUGAAACCGCGUUGGAACAAUAAGCUGUAGUGCAAACAACUAUCCAACUUGCAAUAUAUUUCACGGUUGGGUAAAGCGUUAACAAGAAAUAAAUUAGGUUGUUGACCGCACUAAUGGGCGGUCUAACAACACCAUAUUACACAGUCAGAAAUGAAAUAUCACUUAUAGAAAAUGUUCUUAACAGAAUAUACAUCCUCAAUACUACAUUUGUAUAACGUCGAAGAAUGCUUAAUUUUGUUGCGACAUGGAACAAUACAGAUCAAACUCUCGAAAUAAACUCUUUUCGACAAACAUACCAUGUCGACAAGAUUAUCACUUGAGCAUAAAACACCCUGUUUUAAUAUCCUAGUUAUUUCUGGCAUUAUUUUUGCUAGCAAUUAAGUCAUUUAUUCCUUUGUCCUUUGACAAUUGCCCGAAAGCGAUCGAAGCGGCUGCUAAAUGUUUUUCAAAUGAUUUCUUUGGAGCAAUCAAAAUUGUUGUGGCAUGAAAAGCAAUCAGGCGCCAUUAUAAGUCACGCUUGAGGCCGAGAAAAGCCGCCAAAACUGUUUUAGUUUAAAAUAAUAUAGUGUAUGAUCUUGAUCAGCUGUCAGCAAGUUUGGUUGCUAUGUUACCUCAGUCGUUUAGCAGGCUUAUUUCAUUUCAAUAGAUUCCUUACGAAGCAAAGUGUGACUAUAGUGUGACCUGGCCUACAACCAGGUCCUCUCGUUAUAGAAAUGAAUUCACCGAGAAGAACAGUUAUCUAAUUCAAAGAAAACCUUCAUGAACCACUAAACGCCGUGCUGUUUACAUAGUUGGAAAAUAAGACAUUGCUCGGCCAAAAAAUUCAAACAAGUUCGUAUGACUGCCAGAAAGUCGGCAAACAUCCAGGUUGU